GAGCAACGUUUGCCAAGCAAAACUCAGCGUCAGUCUCAUCCUAGGCAGGGCGACAGGUUCCGUCUGCUCAGUUCAUCUCUCCAACCGCUUAUUAUCCCAAACGAUUGUUUUGCCCUGGAAUGGACCACAUCUUCAAUUUCAUUUGACGUAAUUAUUGUUGUGUUCUAGAAAAUCGAAGAAACGGUGAAAGACCCACAGUUUGCCUGUUCUUUGAAGCAGGCAGUUUCUGCCAAGUACAUAAGGAGCAAUCCUAUGCUAGACCGGACAGGAAAAAAGACCCACAACUCCCAGCAUCUCUCAGCGAACGUCCCUCUUCUUCCCGAAGUUUCUAAAGGUUCCUUAUGAGCACCGUUGUGUGAGAGCAAGAUCCUGCGAGAUGCCCAACGCUGCUGCCCACCUGCCCUUCUACUACGGAAGCAUUUCCCGCGCAGAUGCAGAGGAGUACCUCAAACUGGCCGGGAUGGCCGAUGGGCUGUUUCUGCUCCGCCAGUGCUUCCGGAACCUGGGCGGGUAUGUUCUCUCAGUGGUGCACAAGCUGCAAUUUUACCACUAUCCCAUCGAGCGCCAGAUGAACGGCACCUACGCCAUCGCCGGCGGGAAGGCGCACUGCGGCCCCGAGGAGCUCUGUGAAUUUUAUUCCAAGGAUGCUGACGGACUUUGCUGCCUGCUCCGCAAGCCGUGCAACCGCCCCAGCAGCGUGGAGCCCCAGCUGGGAAUCUUCGACAACAUCCGGGAGAACAUGGUGCGCGAAUACAUCCGGCAGACAUGGAACCUGGAGGGAGAAAACCUGGAACUUGCCUUCAUAAACCAAGCUCCCCAGGUGGAGAAACUGCUUGCCACCACAGCCCACGAGAAGCAAAUUUGGUACCAUGGCUCCAUCACCCGGGAGCAAGCCGAAAGCCGGCUCUAUUCUGGAGCACAGCCUGACGGGAAAUUCUUGAUGCGGCAGAAGAGAGAGAAAGGCAUGUAUGCGCUGUCCCUUAUCUACGGGAAGACGGUGUAUCACUACCGGAUAAAGCAGGACAAAGCAGGGAAAUACUCUGUGGAAGACGGGACCAAGUUUGAUACACUCUGGCAGAUGGUAGAGUACCUCAAACUCAAACGGGAUGGCCUGAUCCAUUAUCUGAAAGAAAGUGCUCCCAAUCCAGACAUGGCAACGGCUGCCAUGGCACCGGCCCUACCAGCACACCCAUCCGGGGUGGCCAAUAAGAGACUCACACCUCAAAACUCUGAAAGAUACGCUCCUGAACCCAUAGGGGCCAGGAUCUUACCCAUGGACACGUCAUGCUACGAGAGUCCUUACAGUGAUCCGGAAGAGCUGAAGGAGCGGAAGCUGUUUCUGAAGAGGAGCAACCUCAUGGUUGACGAGGUGGAGCUGGGCUCAGGCAACUUUGGCUGUGUCAGGAAAGGAGUUUACAAAAUGAAGAAGAAGCAAAUUGACGUGGCCAUCAAGAUGCUGAAAAGUGGCAAUGAGAGGACUGAAAGGGAUGAUAUGAUGAAGGAGGCACAGAUCAUGCACCAGCUCGACAACCCGUAUAUUGUCCGCGUGAUUGGCGUCUGCGAGGCAGAGGCCCUCAUGCUGGUGAUGGAGAUGGCGUCUGGUGGACCACUCAACAAAUUCUUGUCUUCCAAGAGGGAUGAAAUUACGGUGAGCAACGUGGUUGAGCUCAUGCACCAGGUAGCCAUCGGCAUGAAAUACCUGGAGGAGAAGAAUUUUGUCCACCGCGACCUUGCCGCUCGGAACGUUCUACUGGUCAACCAACACUAUGCCAAGAUCAGCGAUUUCGGCCUUUCCAAGGCGUUGGCUGCCGACGACAGUUACUAUCUGGCCAAAACCACAGGGAAGUGGCCACUGAAGUGGUAUGCCCCGGAGUGUAUCUUGUACCGGAAGUUUUCAAGCAAAAGUGAUGUCUGGAGUUACGGUGUGACCAUGUGGGAGGCCUUCAGCUACGGGCAGAAACCCUACAAGAAAAUGAAAGGACCUGAGGUUAUGGCUUUCAUAGAGGAAGGCAAGAGGAUGGAAUGCCCACCCAAGUGUCCACCAGAGAUGUACAAACUGAUGCAACAAUGUUGGACAUUCAAGGUGGAAGACCGGCCUGAUUUCGUCACGGUGGAGACCCUCAUCCGCACUUACUACUACAGCAUCGCAGCCAGGACAGAAGAAAGCUUGGAAGAGGGGGCUAAAGUCACCCCAGCCUAGCUUAAGUGACCCACCUGUUGGGCACUGCUGGGUUUGGGAUGACAGGCUGGGCUGCAAGAUUAUUUCUGGCUCCAAAUAGCUUCUUGUUUCUAUUGGGAGUCUCCCCUCGGGCCUGCUGGUUUGAGUUCAGGGGUGUUCACACUGUAUUUCGAAAGCACACACAUCACAACUUAACAGGGGUACCUAUUAAAAGAAUCUAGCACAAACUGUCUGGGAAGCCAAAGAAAGGUGCAAAGGACCUUGUCAUGGUAGCAAAGCCCUAGUAGUACCAAGCGCUGCAAGUUUAGAAGGCACCAUACGCUGUCUAGCAUAUUUUCACAAGCAUGAGAACUAGAAGCUUGGCUUGUGUUUAAAAUGAAACAAAGAAGGUUGGAUCCUGGGACAAGCAGUAUGAUGCUCUGCACACAAGGACUGCACAUGCCAAAGCUUACCCAAAGGACCAACGGUGCAAUAAGUGAGAUCUGAUUUGUGCAAAGAUCUAUUUUUCUUACAAGCGGAAGUCCUUCACCAAAGUUCUUAUUUUCUUGCUGAAGCUGAGACAGGGAAUCCUGACUUCUUAUAGCUUUGCAAAAUGGCUUGAAAAUAAAUUGUUGUUGUUUUUUAAAUUAAACCUGUGUAGCAUUCUAAGGAUCCCCUUAUAUAGCUGGGAUGCAGAAAUCUCAUGGGUUUCACUCUGUGCUGGAAAAAGAUGCUGUUCUUUCAUCUAAGCACAAAUGUUUUAUGAAUAGGAAAAGAAAAGGUUUGAUUCUGUUCAGCAUGGUUUGUGGACACACCCUUAAAUUCCAAGCAUAGCUGCUGAAUCAGGGGCUCCUUUCCCAUCAGCAAUACACGCCCCUUUCCAAGAACCAAAGCAAUUGCAAAUUAAACUGCCCAGAGAACCUUCAGGUUAUGGAGUGGUAUAGAAAGGGAAUUAAUUAAUUAAUUAAUUAAUUAAUUACAAAGGCAUACCUAGCAACAUCCUCAGAGCCAUUCAGGGCCAAUUUGGGGAGGGCCAACUUGCGGGGGCAGUGAUUGCUUUGCGUCCCUUGCAAAGCCCUGUUCACCUCAUGCCAAGACCUGCUUAUUUCUUUCUGUCUGUCUGUCUGUCUGUCUGUCUGUCUGUCUUUCUUUCAAGUUUUUAUGCAUCAUCCCAAUACUAAAGCCUCUGGACAGCUUACAAAAAUUUCAAAAUUGUAAUUACAAAUUACAGUUUUUUAUUCUUACAAAAAUUAAUUGCAUUUACAUUCUGUACCCAGAGCUGGAAUGCCUCUGUGAGCAGCUUACAAUAAGUAAAACAACAAUAAGACACCAAUUAAAAGAUAGAAUUCAAUGAAGACAAUAAGCACAAACCAGUAAAAGUAAGACCUC
Varanus komodoensis (Komodo dragon) is the source of this 3547-nucleotide messenger RNA. RefSeq names its product tyrosine-protein kinase ZAP-70. Gene Ontology annotation, biological process: innate immune response; intracellular signal transduction; cell differentiation. The transcript is spliced from 13 exons. Lineage: Eukaryota; Metazoa; Chordata; Lepidosauria; Squamata; Varanidae. Gene Ontology annotation, molecular function: non-membrane spanning protein tyrosine kinase activity; signaling receptor binding; ATP binding. Gene Ontology annotation, cellular component: cytoplasm; extrinsic component of cytoplasmic side of plasma membrane. The record is from RefSeq and is a predicted model, not a curated record. Bases 377 to 2200 code for a protein of 607 amino acids.